AUGUCGUUUGCAUGCGAUGCAAUUCAAUCUUCGCUUGAGAGCGCCUACGAUGUAGCAAAGUCCUUGGGAGGAACAUAUCUUGACGUUUUUUGUUCGACUAAGGCUACCUACGAGUCGUCCGCAGCGCUUCUCGAUGACUGCGAAAUUGACUGGCCAUGCUCAAACGCUGGAUCAAUGACAAUGUCUAUCUUGAUGAUUCUCUUCUUCUCAUUUCUGAUGAUGAAAAACUGA
Oikopleura dioica is the source of this 231-nucleotide messenger RNA. The record is from the annotation of a GenBank genome assembly. NCBI's taxonomy places the organism in Eukaryota, Metazoa, Chordata, Appendicularia, Copelata, Oikopleuridae.